This is a messenger RNA of Peromyscus leucopus (white-footed mouse), 6012 nucleotides long. It is a transcript of the gene Clip1, whose product is annotated as CAP-Gly domain containing linker protein 1. NCBI's taxonomy places the organism in Eukaryota, Metazoa, Chordata, Mammalia, Rodentia, Cricetidae. The coding region runs from base 202 to 4521 and encodes 1439 amino acids. Gene Ontology annotation, biological process: positive regulation of microtubule polymerization; cytoplasmic microtubule organization. The record is from RefSeq and is a predicted model, not a curated record. The transcript has 27 exons. Gene Ontology annotation, cellular component: microtubule plus-end; cytoplasm; nucleus. Gene Ontology annotation, molecular function: microtubule plus-end binding.
GAAGAGCCGGGGAGGCGGGAGGGAGGCGGCGGCCGCGGCGGCUGCUGCUGCUGCUGCUGCUGUGAGGCAGGUGGCGGAGACCCGCGGCGUCCCAGGCGAUUGAAUCAAGAGACCGAGUUCUCUGUAGAAACACCACAUUUGUACGGAUGAUUGGGGAAAGAUAGUGGCACCAGCGAGGGAGAGCGCCGACCUUCCAGGACAAUGAGUAUGCUAAAACCCAGUGGGCUGAAGGCCCCUUCCAAGAUCCUCAGGCCUGGGAGCACAGCCUUGAAGACAUCUGCCGCUGCUGCAGCUCCAGUGGAGAAGACACCGGCCAGUGAGAAAGCCGCAGGCCCUCCAUCCUCAGAGACCCAGGAAGAGUUUGUGGAUGACUUUCGAGUUGGAGAACGAGUUUGGGUGAAUGGGAAUAAGCCCGGAUUUAUCCAGUUUCUCGGGGAAACUCAGUUUGCACCAGGCCAGUGGGCUGGGAUUGUUUUAGACGAACCCAUAGGAAAGAACGAUGGUUCUGUGGCAGGCGUCCGGUAUUUCCAGUGUGAACCUUUAAAGGGGAUAUUCACCCGACCUUCCAAGUUAACAAGGAAGGUGCAGGCAGAAGAGGAAGCCAAUGGCCUGCAGACAGCGCACGCAAGAGCUGCUUCGCCUCUGUCCACGGCUGCGGCCACCGCAGUGUCCUCUUCUCCAGCCACGCCCUCGAGUAUUCCCCACAAACCGUCCCAUUCAACAGCAAAAGAAACUGGGACUCCGUCUCAAAUCAGCAACCUUACGAAAACUGCCAGCGAGUCAAUCUCCAACCUUUCAGAAGCUGGCUCUGUCAAGAAAGGAGAGCGGGAACUCAAGAUCGGAGACAGGGUGUUGGUCGGCGGCACUAAGGCUGGUGUGGUCCGGUUUCUUGGAGAGACUGACUUUGCCAAGGGGGAAUGGUGCGGUGUGGAGUUAGACGAGCCUUUGGGGAAGAACGACGGUGCUGUGGCUGGAACGAGGUAUUUUCAGUGUCAGCCCAAGUAUGGAUUGUUUGCUCCUGUCCACAAAGUGACAAAGAUCGGCUUCCCUUCCACUACGCCAGCCAAAGCCAAAGCCGCCGCUGUGAGGCGGGUGAUGGCCACCACGCCUGCCAACCUCAAGCGCAGCCCGUCCGCCUCCUCUCUCAGCUCCAUGAGCUCUGUGGCCUCCUCCGUGAGCAGCAAGCCCAGCCGAACAGGACUAUUGACCGAAACCUCCUCCCGCUACGCCCGCAAGAUCUCGGGCACCACUGCCCUCCAGGAGGCCUUGAAGGAGAAGCAGCAGCACAUUGAACAGCUGCUGGCUGAGCGAGACCUGGAGCGGGCCGAGGUGGCCAAGGCUACCAGCCACGUGGGGGAGAUAGAGCAGGAGCUAGCCCUGGCCCGGGAUGGGCAUGACCAGCAUGUCCUGGAACUGGAGGCCAAGAUGGACCAGCUGCGAACGAUGGUAGAAGCUGCCGACAGGGAGAAAGUGGAGCUCCUCAACCAGCUAGAAGAGGAGAAAAGGAAGGUUGAGGACCUUCAGUUCCGCGUAGAAGAAGAAUCAAUCACCAAAGGCGAUCUUGAGCAAAAGAGCCAGUUUUCUGAAGACCCUGAGAAUACGCAGACCAAACUGGAGCAUGCCCGCAUUAAGGAGCUUGAACAGAGCCUGCUCUUUGAAAAGACCAAAGCUGACAAACUCCAGAGGGAGUUAGAAGACACUAGGGUGGCUACAGUAUCAGAAAAGUCCCGAAUAAUGGAACUAGAAAAAGACCUAGCAUUGAGAGUACAGGAAGUAGCUGAGCUCCGAAGAAGGCUAGAGUCCAGUAAACCUCCCGGGGAUGUGGAUAUGUCUCUUUCUCUUUUGCAAGAAAUAAGUGCUUUGCAAGAAAAGCUAGAAGCCACACGUACUGACCACCGGAGUGAGGUGACUUCUCUGAAGGACCACUUUGGAGCUCGGGAAGAGACAUUUCAGAAGGAGAUCAAGGCUUUGCACACUGCCACUGAAAAGCUUUCCAAAGAGAACGAGUCCUUAAGAAGCAAGCUUGACCAUGCCAACAAGGAAAAUUCAGACGUGAUAGCUCUGUGGAAGUCUAAGCUGGAGACCGCCAUUGGAUCCCACCAACAGGCAAUGGAGGAGCUGAAGGUAUCUUUCAGUAAAGGAAUUGGAACAGACUCAGCCGAAUUUGCUGAGUUAAAGACACAAAUCGAGAGACUGAGACUAGACUAUCAGCAUGAAAUAGAAGCUUUACAGAAUAAACAGGACUCUGAGCGGUCUGCUCACGCUAAAGAGAUGGAGAACCUGAAGACCAAGCUGAUGCAAAUCAUUAAGGAGAAGGAGGACAGCUUGGAGGCUAUUAAAUCGAGACUGGACAGUGCAGAAGACCAGCAUCUAGUGGAAAUGGAGGACACGUUAAACAAACUGCAGGAGGCGGAAAUAAAGGUAAAGGAGCUAGAGGUUCUGCAAGCCAAGUACAAUGAACAAACCAAGGUCAUUGAUAAUUUUACAUCACAGCUCAAGGUUGUCGAAGAAGAGCUCUUGGAUCUUGAUGCGCUUCGGAAAGCCAAUUCCGAAGGUAAAUUGGAAAUCGAGACACUUAGACAGCAGCUUGAGGGAGCUGAAAAGCAGAUUAAAAAUUUAGAGAUUGAAAGGAACGCUGAAAGUGGCAAGGCUAAUAGCAUUACCAAAGAGCUCCAGGGAAAAGAGCUAAUGCUCGGUAGCCUGCGGGACACUCUGAGUGAAGUCAGUCAAGUGAAGGAGACUUUGGAAAAAGAACUCCAGACUUUGAAAGAAAAGUUUGCUGGUGCUUCAGAGGAGGCAGUCUCUGUUCAGAGAAGUAUGCAAGAUACUGUCAAUAAACUGCACCAAAAGGAGGUAGAGUUUAACACGUUGUCUUCUGAGCUGGAGAAGUUGAGAGACAAUUUAACAGAUAUGGAGGCAAGAUGUAGAGAGAAGGAUGAAAGAGAGCAGCAGCUGGUAAAGGCAAAGGAAAAACUAGAAAACGACAUUGCAGAAAUGAUGAAGAUGUCAGGAGAUAACUCUUCUCAGCUGACAAAGAUGAAUGACGAGUUACGUCUGAAGGAAAGGUCUGUGGAAGAACUGCAGCUAAAACUUACCAAGGCUAAUGAAAAUGCAAGUUUGCUGCAGAAAAGUAUCGGGGAGGUGACUCUUCAAGCUGAACAGAGCCAGCAGGAAGCAGCUAAAAAGCACGAAGAGGAAAAGAAAGAGCUGGAGGGGAAGUUGUUGGAACUGGAGAAGAAGGUGGAAACAAGCCACACCCAGUGUCAGGACCUGAGAGCCAAGUAUGAAAAAGCCAGUUCUGAGACAAAAGCACAGCAUGAAGAAAUCCUGCAGAACCUGCAGAAGAUGCUGGUGGACACAGAGGAGAGACUGAAGGCUGCUCAGGAGGCCAACAGAGAUCUGAUGCAGGACGUGGAGGAACUGAAAACACAGGCCAACAAAGCCAAAGCUGCUCAGAGUGCAGAAGAUGCCAUGCAGAUCAUGGAACAAAUGACCAAAGAGAAGACGGAAACGCUGGCCUUCUUGGAGGACACCAAGCAAACCAAUGCAAAACUUCAGAGCGAAUUGGACACACUUAAAGAAAACAACUUGAGAAAUGUGGAAGAGCUGAACAAAUCAAAAGAACUUCUCAAUGAAGAGACUCAAAAGAUGGAAGAAUUCAAGAAAGAAAUAGAAACCCUAAAGCAGGCAGCCGCUGAGAAGUCCCAGCAGCUUUCAGCAUUGCAAGAAGAGAACGUCAAACUUGCCGAGGAACUGGGGAGAACGCGGGACGAAGUCACAAAUCAUCAAAAGCUGGAAGAAGAAAGAUCUGUACUCAAUAAUCAGUUGUUAGAAAUGAAAAAGAGAGAAUCCGAGUACAUAAGAGACGCCGAUGAAGAGAAAGCUUCUUUGCAGAAGUCCAUCAGUCUCACCAGUGCCUUGCUCACAGAGAAGGACGCCGAGCUGGAGAAGCUGAGGAAUGAGGUCACGGUCCUCCGCGGAGAGAAUGCCUCUGCCAAGUCCCUGCAUUCAGUUGUGCAGACACUGGAGUCUGACAAGGUGAAGCUUGAACUCAAGGUCAAGAACUUGGAGCUGCAACUCAAGGAGAACAAGAGGCAGCUCAGCAGCUCCUCAGGUAACACUGAUGCCCAGGCGGAAGAGGACGAGAGAGCCCAGGAGAGUCAGCAAAUGAUUGAUUUCCUGAAUUCAGUAAUAGUGGACCUUCAGAGAAAGAAUGAAGAUCUCAAGAUGAAGGUGGAGAUGAUGUCUGAAGCCGCGCUGAAUGGCAAUGGGGACGACCUCCACAGUUACGACAGCGACGAGCCGGAGAAACAAUCCAAGAAGAAACCCCGCCUCUUCUGUGACAUUUGUGAUUGCUUUGACCUCCACGACACAGAGGACUGCCCCACCCAGGCACAGAUGUCGGAAGACCCUCCGCAUUCCACGCACCAUGGCAGCCGGAGCGAGGAACGACCAUACUGUGAGAUCUGUGAGAUGUUUGGGCACUGGGCCACCAACUGCAAUGAUGACGAGACCUUCUGAGGGGCCUCAAGGGCGGGACCGGGCUUCCGCAGACUCCGGCAUCUCGGCGGCCUCCCACCAGCGUUGUGUGCAACUUCAGAAGAACUCGUUAUUUUUUGAAAAUAUUUUGAUCUUCAGCACAUUUCCCCUCAUAAGUUCAAAUAAUAAAUGUUUGGUAGGUGGGCUUUCACUUCCAUCUUCAUUUUCUGGAUUUUUAAGAUUUAAGACUUUGCACCAGGUGCCAUUACUUUUUUGUUCCUAGAGAAACAUCGUGGGACAAGCUGGACCCUGACAAUAUCUUAUUUAAGAAACUUUAAAUUAUGCCGUUAUUUCUCAUAUUUGCACUAAGGUAUUUCCUGGCUACAUCUGUAUAUUUAGGGUUUUUGUUGUUGUUAUUGUUGUUGUUGUUACGCUUUGACACUGGAAUGAGUUGCAAAAAAAAAAAUGUGCCACUUUGCAUUUUCAUGUGCUCAUUUAAAUAAUUUCAUUCCUAAAUAUCCAAGCUCUCCGCACGCACUACCUGCUCCCAGUAGUGCCUUUUCCCAGGCUUGACAAUACACAGGUGUGACUAUAAAUCAUGAAACAGAGAAAAGGGAGGGGAGCCCCAAACUGCUGUGGGGACAUUUUAUAUAAUCUGUAUGCUGCACCCACAGACCCAACAGUGGUGUUUUCUUCAUUGGUUUUACAUAAUUUCAACCUCUAUAUAUUAUAUGUGUAUAUAUAUAUAUAUAUAUUUUUAAAAAUCUAUAUUUUGGGAAAAAAGUAUAUACAAUGUGUCUUUUCAGAUUUUUUUACUUUUAUGAAAAAGAAAACACCUGAAAGGAUCAUCAGGAUGUGGCUGACUAGGCCAGGAACAGCCUCUGCAGCUUUCUAAUUGUUGUCCCCAUCUGUAUGUCGUUUCUUAACCAGCUGUGAGCAGCUGGAAGGGCUGCCUCCAGCUGUUUGGUUUUGUUUCCCUUCUUCUGCAGACAACCCCGGUAGCGGACUAAGCCACUGCAGCAGCUAAGCUAACUGAUCUACAGCCCUCCUUUAUAUGUUUGGGGGUUGUUUUUUUUUUUUUUUUUUUUUUUUUUUUUUUUUUUUUUACUGUAUUUUUUAAUGAAUGUAUGAUGAGAAAUUCAACAUGAAUAAUUUUGAAUUUUCUUAUCACAAAAAGAUAAAACGAAGGACCUCAACAUACAAAAGAGUUUUAUCAGCCAGUCUGAGUCUGUCUUCACUUGAAUGUUUUUGAGAAUAUGUAAAAAGGAAUUAAAUGCCCCUUCAUGUGGCGUGCAUGAUAAGAACUUCCGUCUUUGUGUAUAUAAGCCUUUGCCAUACUCCCCCCUCAAGAUUAUCCACCGUGCGUGACGAGUGAAUAUUAAACAAAUCUGUUACCAGUUGACAUUGGUCAAUAAAACCACAGGAAUUACUUCACAAACAAAAUAUGUAAAGCAGUAUUAAAAUCUGAGUUCUGUAUCUACUUUAAUAAAUAGGUUCCGUUGUUUGGAUUUUCUGCCAGCAGUAGCAAACACA